AAAAUGGAGCCUUUCGCUCUGAAGCUGGAAAUGCUCAAGGGCCCCCGGCAGGGAGAAACCCUAGAGUACCGACCCGGUUCCAAGAUCCGAAUCGGCCGGGUCGUCCGCGGCAACAACCUCCCUAUCAAAGACUCCGGCAUCUCCACCAACCACCUAAUCAUCGAAUCCGAAUCGGGCAGAUGGACGGUCCGAGAUCUCGACUCCUCCAACGGCACCAUAGUAAACGACGCCGCCGUCGACCCGAACACGCCGUUGGAGCUCCACGACGGCGACGAGAUUAAAAUCGGAGAGUACACCUCGAUCUCCGUCAAGAUCGAGUGCCGCGAAGAAGAGAGCCGGUUGCGGCGGAACCCGAGGCGCGCGGCGGUGGGUAAGGUGGUGGCGGGUGGCCGGAGAGGUAGGGCUGCGGAGGAGAGCGAAUUGAAAGUGAAACCGGAGGUGGAGAAAGAGAAUGAUGAGGAGAUUGGUGGAGCGGCGGCUAGGGUUCCGGCCCGGAGAGGCAGGGCGGCGAAGAAGAUUGAAGUGAGCUGUGAGUUGGAGAAAGAGGUGGAGGAAAUUGAGGCGGUGGAGAAGCGGAAGAGGGGCCAGGGGCGGCCGAGGAAAGCUAAGGUUUUGAAGAGUGUGGAGGAUUUGGUGGAGGAGGAGGUUGCGGUGGUGCUGGAAGUGAGUUCGAGAGCAGCUCAAAGGUCGAAUGUGGUUGCGGAAUCGGUGAGUUGCAGUGUGGAGUGUGAAGAAGUGAAGAUUAAACCGAAGAAGCGAGGUAGGAAGAGAAAGGAUGUGCAAGAGGAGCAGCUUGUGUGUGAGAAAGGCAAUGUUGUUGCCGAGGAGAAAAAUUUGGGGGAAGUUGCCUCGGUUGGUGUUAAUGGCGAUAAUGAGGAUAAAUGUGGUGUUUUGGAGCAGAAGGAUUCGGGAGAAGCUGUUUUAAUUGCUGCUAAUGGCGAUAAUGAGGAUGGAAGUGAUGUCCCGGAGCAGAGGGAUUUGGGAGGAAUUGGUCCGGUUGAGGAUGAUGAUGCUAAGGGGCUAGAUCAUAGGGACGAGACGCGUGAAGAAGCAGCAGUUGGAGUUGGUGUGGGAGAGAGUGGCAAUGAUGAUAAUGAGAAGACAAAAGAGUCCAAUUUGAGCCAUGAAGAGGCGGCAGCCAGUGAAUGUGAUGUUGGAGAGAGUGGCGAUAAGGUUGAAAGUGGUAGUAGGAGCUGUUCUAGUGUUAGUGGUGCUAAGGAUGUUGAUGAAAGGGGGAGUGGUUCUGGUGUCAAAGAAGGUUUGGGAAAGAUUUGGCAGGAGGAGCCUGAUUUGGAGAAGAUGACAUUGGACGAUUGGUUUGAUUAUGUGGAAGUUUCUUGGGCAAAAGUGGUAAAUGAUGAGAUUGAUAAGAUUUGUGCUGGAAUGAGAGAGAAAGCUAGGCUAGUCCAGGAGUGUAUAGCCCAGCACAAGAGGGAGAAGGGUCAAAGCUAACAGAAGGACUGCCUCGUGUUUUGUGGAUGGUUGGUCCAUGCAAGAAUGUAACUCCAAAACUCGUAAGGAAGUUUUCCUUGAUUUUGAGGAACGUUGGUCCAUGGAUCUCUACCUUAUCUCUUAGUGAUUACAA
Messenger RNA from Argentina anserina (silverweed cinquefoil), 1585 nucleotides. RefSeq lists its product as uncharacterized. NCBI's taxonomy places the organism in Eukaryota, Viridiplantae, Streptophyta, Magnoliopsida, Rosales, Rosaceae. The transcript is spliced from 2 exons. Gene Ontology annotation, molecular function: protein binding; mRNA binding. The coding region runs from base 4 to 1452 and encodes 482 amino acids. The record is from RefSeq and is a predicted model, not a curated record.